Molecule: messenger RNA, 1128 nt
Organism: Gongylonema pulchrum
Lineage: Eukaryota; Metazoa; Nematoda; Chromadorea; Rhabditida; Gongylonematidae
Source: the annotation of a GenBank genome assembly
AUGCAAGAUUUGCUCAAGAAACCGAAUUUCGACUACUCCUUGCUCUGUGUGUUACUUUAUGAGUAUGUGUUUGGUCAUGGAUUACGGUCAGUUAAUAAAUUAUAUUCGGCGCCGAUCCUUCAACGAGCUGCUUACAUCGAUCAGCAGUUGGAGACAGUGAAAGCUGUUGACCGGGUGGAAGAAUCUGAUGCGCAGCAGUGUUCAGCCGCUGCACUCUAUCCGAGAUAUGCCCGAAUAAAUACUUUGCGCUGGUCUGUUGAUGAUGCUCUUAAGGCGCUACAGGAUGAAGGAUGGAUUGUUUCAAAUAUGAAAUCACAAGAAGACACUAACUGGUACAGAAACGCUGUCGCAUCAAUGACCGAAUGUCAAGUCUACAUUGAUAACCAUAUCAGAACGUUGCUACUGUUUCCUCCUAAUACAGACCUGCACGAUCACUGGAUGGUUGUGGACGGGUAUUUGAUGCUUCAGGAUAAGGCCAGUUGUUUGCCGGGCCAAAUUUUGAAGCCAAAAUCAGGAUCUCAGAUCUUCGACGUUUGCGCAGCACCUGGCAUGAAAAGCACUCAUCUGGCAGCAGUACUGCGAAAUGAAGGCAAAAUUUGGGCAAUAGACAGAGAUAGCGAUCGUGUGAAAACAAUGCGCAAAAUAGUGAAUAGAGCAGGCGCAACAUGCAUCAGCAUACUUCAUGGAGACUUUCUCCGCAUCGAUGUAACAGAUAGGAAAUUUUCUGAGGUACAUUAUGCAUUGGUAGAUCCUCCUUGUAGCGGUUCUGGUAUUGUGAAGCGUAUGGAUGAGCUCACUGACGACAAUGAAGCAAAAAAUUUCAAGCGAUUGCAGUCGUUAUCGAAUCUUCAGGCCAUGCUUCUGAAACAUACAAUGAAAUUACCAAAUUUGAAAAAAGUGGUCUACUCAACUUGUUCAAUUUAUGAAGAGGAAAACGAAAAAGUUGUCGAAGAGAUACUCAGUGACGAGUUGCUGAGUGAACAAUUUGAAUUGGCAUGUGCUAUGCCGAAGUGGCCACAUCGAGGCAAACCAGAGUAUCCUUUUGGCGAUAAAUGUUUGCGUGCAUCUUCUGAUCUUGACCUAAGUAACGGCUUUUUCGUUGCUCUUUUCAAACGGCGGAAAAAAUGA